Messenger RNA from Cuscuta campestris, 1612 nucleotides. The record is from the annotation of a GenBank genome assembly. Lineage: Eukaryota; Viridiplantae; Streptophyta; Magnoliopsida; Solanales; Convolvulaceae.
UUGCCAAGUUUGAUUUCUUUCGAGUUACAAAAUUUCAAAACAAACAUGUUGGGUGGUAUAAAAAGCCUCAUUGACGCUUCUUUUCCUAUAGCAAAUUUGUCUCCAAUGAAAGGUGAUACAUUUGUCCAGAAAAUGGACGAAGCAGUCGUACUCCCGACUCUUAUUCUAGAGGAUGCAGUUGGGUUUGAGGGACUACGUGUUGCACCAUACGUCGAGGAUAUCGUGGAUAGUGGGUAUGACGCCAUACAUGAAAAUGAGGGUGCUAGAGCUAGUGAUGAUGAGUCAUCCUACAAACACGAUCCUAUAUCUGAUGGAUUUUAUACACCAAUCAAUACCUCGAUGGGUGUGGUCAUUGAAGAUUUUAAUGUUCCUGAUAUUAUUGACAAGGUGGCAGAUGCAGAUAAUAAGCUAGCGGACAUUCCCAUUUUAUCUGACACCAUUAAGUUAUUUGACAUUGUCGCUAUGGUCAAGACGGAGCACCUGGUUUCACCGAGAGUAACUGCAUAUGCUAUGUGCCCUGUCUCAUAUUUCCAUCACUUUGCUGCACGAGCCAAGGUGGUUGAAGAUUCAAAGAGUAGACUGCUCCUUUGGUUUAGCAUUAUCUCUCCGGUUCAGAAGCACGAGUGGGAGCCUCCACCUUGAGGACAAGAACUUUAGAGGUAGUCCUGGAUCAGACGGUACCAAAUUCAUCCGGGGUAUGUAAACUUUUUCGGCCACUCGAUUUCCCGAAACCACAAUAGCACCAAUAAUAGUCUUUCACAUCUCGUCAACAAUUAAUAUUGUACCAUUACACAAUCCAGAUGUUUGGUCAAUGUUCCUCAGUAACAUAAUUGGUACCCCUUUUUUUAAAACUAUCUUGUGGUUUGGGAUUCCCAAACAUUUGAUUUCAUUCAAAAACUCAACUGUUAUCCAGUCGCCAUCAACACCUACAUUUGAAUCUGCUUGGCAUGAUGAAUCAGAACUCAAGUACACCAUUUCAUCUCCGGGAAUGAGGGAUACAAAUUCAUUUACCAUUUCUACAACUUCGAGCGUGGGUGCUAGUAGUGCCAUGUCUUCAAAAAAAGAAUAACUUCUCAUAUUCUCCAAUAAGUUCGGAUAAGUAAAGUCCACUAUACUUUUGUGGGGUGAGCUGUUAUCUAUAAUCAAAAAUUCGAGAGGAAUUUCAACGUCAGUAGUUCCAUCAAUCACUUGUCCAAGCUUUCCAUCUCCAACUUUGAUUAUCCAAUCAGAAAAAUCUUGCGUGUCUCUAUCAGAAAAAUCUUGCGUGUCUCUAUCCAACUUAAAAUUUGAUUUAUAUAUGACCUAAUAUAAAUCGCAAAAAGAAAACUCACAGCAAUAAGGGUAGAAAAUCUAGAGAUUUGAACCGGAAGAUUCGAAAGAAGAACAAAUUUCGCACAGACUAAUCAUCAUAAGAAGGAAAGAAGACCAAUCAUCCCAAAAACAAUUAUGAUUUUUUUAAAAAAAGGGAAAGUUACCUAUUCUUGGUACCGAUCGUUGGAAUCUCCAUGAAGAAGAACCGUGAAGAAGGAAAGAGAUGAAUUCCAAUCACAUAUUCUCUAAAAUCUCGCGGUGGAGCAAUUUGAAGAUGAAUAUCGCAGGGAGGUGCAAUCGA